Corvus hawaiiensis (hawaiian crow) is the source of this 1476-nucleotide messenger RNA. RefSeq names its product sodium/potassium transporting ATPase interacting 1 (gene NKAIN1). The record is from RefSeq and is a predicted model, not a curated record. Gene Ontology annotation, biological process: regulation of sodium ion transport. The coding region runs from base 249 to 938 and encodes 229 amino acids. NCBI's taxonomy places the organism in Eukaryota, Metazoa, Chordata, Aves, Passeriformes, Corvidae. The transcript is spliced from 6 exons.
CCCCCGCGCCGCCCGAGCGGGCUGUAGCGGGGCGGGGGGCGGAGGGAGAAGGGGGCGAUGCCCCGCGCCGAGCUCAGCCCGCCGCUGUGCUGAGCCGGCGGGGCUGGCCGGAGGCUGGAGAGCAGAACAUGGUGCUGGAGCCCCCCGUGACGCUCCCCGGGUGGCCAAGGGGCGGCUGGUGAGGAGCUGGAGCGCGGCGGAGAAGCGAGGCCACGGUGAGGGAGCCCCGAGGAUCCGGCUGGGGAGCCAUGGGGAGAUGCAACGGGCGAUGCACGCUGGUGGGAUUCUGCUGCCUGCAGCUGGUCGCGGCGCUGGAGAGGCAGAUCUUUGAUUUCCUGGGGUACCAGUGGGCCCCCAUCCUGGCGAACUUUUUACACAUCAUGGCCGUGAUUUUGGGAAUUUUUGGGACGAUCCAGUACAGAUCCAGAUACCUCAUGAUGUACGCGGUGUGGUUGGUGCUGUGGGUCGGCUGGAACGCCUUCAUCAUCUGCUUCUACCUGGAGGUCGGGCGCUUGUCACAGGACCGGGACUUCAUCAUGACCUUCAAUACCUCACUGCACCGCUCGUGGUGGAUGGAGAACGGCCCUGGCUGCCUGGUGACGCCGGUGCUCAACUCCAACCUGGCGCCCGAGGACCACCACGUCAUCACGGUCAGCGGCUGCCUGCUCGACUACCAGUACAUCGAGGUGGUGAGCAGCGCCACGCAGAUCUUCCUGGCGCUCUUCGGCUUCGUCUACGCCUGCUACGUCAGCAAAGUGUUCCUGGAGGAGGAGGACAGCUCUGGCAGAUGCUGGCAGCCCAGGCGGGCAGGGCUGUGCCACAGCCACCCGGAUGCGCUCCUUCCCCGGGAUCAGCAUCCCACCCAUGCCACGGCCCCACAGGUGGUCCCAGCCCAGCCCGGGGGUGCAGCAUCCCAUGUUUUCCCUCCUUUCCGUUGAAAAGAAGCAUCUCCGUGUGGAAUUGGCCGCUGCCUGCGGGAAUAUCUCGUUUUCAGAAGGGUUUAUCCAGCGCCGGCGGCUCGGGAGCGUGUUUGCAUUCCCACAAACUCCCGCAUCCAACACACUUUUAAUAUUAAUGCUGCCUCAGCCCGAGAUGCAAAUGCAUCUUUUUAAUGGAAUAUCUUAUUAGAGUUGGAAAUGGAUGGAAAUGGCGUCAAAACCGAGAGCUGGCGGAAUAUUAAACCGGGAAGGGAAAUAUUCCGGGAGAGGGGGGCUCUCCCCUGGAGCUCUCAGCUCUCGGACACGCACGGAUAACCCACCCCAGAGUGGGAUCCUGUUGGGUUUGGGGACUUGGGUGGUGCUGGAGAUCCUGGAAAGGGUGGAUUUCCCAUCUUGGCCGCACCUGGAGCCCAUCCCUGUGCUGGCUGUGCCGGGGAGCGGGGUCAGCUCUGGGGAAACACGGGAUGAUCUGGGAGAAGUUGGGUGCCCGCAGAACCCCCAGGGCACCCCCAGGGCACCCCCAGGGCACCCGCAGCCA